Messenger RNA from Oncorhynchus tshawytscha (Chinook salmon), 2486 nucleotides. Its product is annotated as glycerophosphodiester phosphodiesterase domain-containing protein 5-like. The transcript is spliced from 17 exons. The coding region runs from base 1 to 1776 and encodes 591 amino acids. Gene Ontology annotation, biological process: lipid metabolic process. Gene Ontology annotation, molecular function: glycerophosphodiester phosphodiesterase activity. The record is from RefSeq and is a predicted model, not a curated record. Gene Ontology annotation, cellular component: membrane. NCBI's taxonomy places the organism in Eukaryota, Metazoa, Chordata, Actinopteri, Salmoniformes, Salmonidae.
AUGGUUGUUAGUCCGAAGCUGGGGAAGCUAAAGGUGGUGCGGCGGCAGCUGCUGCAGAGGUAUGAGCACCAGCCGUUUGUGUCGUGUCUGGCUGGUCUGUACGGCUGUCAAUGGAGACGCUACCAGAGGGCCAAGUCUCAGCCUGGGGAGUGCUGCUGCAGCAGGGUGGAGUGUGGGAGCGUGGUCCUUCUGGUCCUGACCUUCCUCCUCUCCUCUCUGUUCCUCUACUUCUGGAGCCAGGCUCACAAUGAUUACAAUGAUUUUGAUUGGUUUAACUUUGAGACUCUGGGAUUCUGGUUCCCCUGGUCUCUGGUGCUGCUGGUUGUUGCUGCUGUUCUGUUCACCUACAUCUCUCUGCUGCUGGUACUGGCAGUGUGUCUACUGUCUGAGGGACAGAGGUUGUACCUUCACUGGAGUCACAAGAUGGGGAUUGUGGUGACCCUGGCAUUCGCUGUCAGUGCCACGGCUGUUCUGUCUGAGGUGUGGAGUAAAGAGUGGAAGACCCUCCUCCUCUCCCUGCAGGUCACAGCCCCCUUUCUUCAUGUAGGCGGGGUUUUAUUUCUGACUCUCCUGUCCUGGCCAAUAGCGCUGCACUUUUUUCGCAUGAACAAGAGAGUGCAUCAGGUGUGUCUGUUGGGUGUGUACCUGGGUGUAUUGUUCAGUCUGUACCUGGUUCCUCUGGCCAUGUAUUCUCCCUGCAUCAGAGAAGCUGGAACCCUGGGACCCAAACCAACACUCCUCGGACACAGAGGAGCUCCCAUGCUUGCUCCAGAGAACACUCUAAUGUCCUUUGAGAGUGCAGUGGAGGCUGGAGUGGAUGGGCUGGAGACUGACAUCACUAUAAGUGCUGAUGGCGUUCCGUUUGUGAUGCAUGACCUCACCCUGCAGAGGACCACUAAUGUAGAGGAGGUGUUUCCUAACAGAACACACACACCUGCUGCCCUGUUCACCUGGUCUGAUGUACAGCAGCUCAACGCUGGGGCCUGGUUCCUCUCUUGGGAUCCUUUUGGCACGGUGUCCUCUCUGUCUCCAGAGCAGCGAGCGCUAGCUGCCAAUCAGACUGUUCCCUCCCUGGCUGAAGUUCUGGACGUAGCGAAUCGGACGGGCAGGACAGUGUUGUUUGACCUGAGACAGCCCCCUCCUGGACACCCUUAUAGAGACAACUACCUCAACAUCACCCUCGACCUCAUACACACACACAUCAACUCCAGCCAAGUGCUGUGGCUGCCAUCAGAUCAGAGAGGGGAGAUACAGCAGGUGGAUCCAGAGCUGCAACAGACAGCCGGACAGACUGCCUCUAUUCAGGAACUACAGGACAACCACAUCACUUCCCUCAACCUGCAUUACAGCACCAUGUCUCUACAACACAUCAGUAAGUACAGGUCGGCGAACAUCAGUGUGAACCUGUAUGUAGUGAACCAGCCGUGGCUCUACUCUCUGGCCUGGUGCAGUGGAGCAUCCUCUGUUACCACCAACAACAUGCUGCUGAGAGAUAUACACACACCGCUGCUCCUUGUGACUCCAGAGCAGUACAGUGUGAUGUGGGUUCUGACUGACCUGGUCUCUGCUGCUCUUAUCGUCUGCAUCUUCAUAUUCCACUGGUGGCGUGAGCGAGGCUUACACUUCUGGUCAGGCAGUCGGCAGACACACAAGACCGGGCCUUAUAGCAAGUUCCGGACCGAUCCUGUGGAGUCAGGGAGGGGUCGAUGGAAUCCCUUCCACUCAGAGUCUCCCACUAGAACCCUCAUCUCCCUCCCUCUGGACCUUAACCCAUGAACCACUCAACUCGCGAACCCUGCAUGAACCAAUGAACCUCCCAUGAACCCUCUGGUUCUCAACCCUUGAAACCUGCAUGAACCACUGAAUCUCCCAUGAACCAUUCCCAAACCCCAAACCAUUGGACCUCAACCCACACAUGAACCCUGCACCAACCGCUGACCUGAACCUCAACUACCCCACCCCUGACCUCUAACCCAUAUCCUUUGCCCGGCAGAGCUCAGCGACGUCUGGUCCAUCUCCAGUGGGAAUGUCCGAACGGAACUACGGACCCCCAGUACCCUCCACACCAUCACAGAGGAGUAACACACAGACACUCACACAGAGGCAUAUAAGUACACACACACACACACACACACACAGACACUCACCCAGUCACACACACACAAAGUGUGAACGCACAAGAAUAAGCAAAGGAAAACGGGGAGGAAAACAAGUGGAGGAACUGAAUGUGUAAAAAGAGGAAGAGGAUGAUGUAAUGUGAAAGAUGAGUCAGUAUUUUGAUCAUCCUGACUAAGACUGUUGUUCCUGUUUCCUCACCUGACCAGCUCAUUCACACUCAUUCUGGUGACCACUGGAACUACACAACUGAACUGCUCAAGUAUGAAGUAUACACUGAACAAAAAUAUAAAUGCAACAUGUAAAGUGUUGGUCCCAUGUUUCAUGAGCUGAAAUAAGAAAUCCCAGACAUUUUCCAUAUGCACAAAAAG